ACGCUCCUCCAUUGAAACUCCGGAAGCUUAGGUUAGAGAGAGCCUAGGUUUAGGGUUAGGGUUUUGCAGAAGGCGGGAAACAGGGAGGGAGAGAGAGAGAGAAGGAGAGGAAACGCCAUGAGCAGAAGCUUGGGAAUACCUGUGAAGCUUCUACACGAAGCCGCGGGUCAUGUGGUGACUGUGGAACUGAAAAGCGGUGAGCUUUACAGAGGAAACAUGAUCGAGUGCGAAGAUAAUUGGAACUGUCAGCUUGAAAGCAUCACCUUCACCGGCAAGGAUGGGAAGGUUUCACAGCUUGAGCAUGUUUUUAUCCGAGGCAGCAAAGUCAGGUUUAUGGUCAUUCCAGACAUGCUGAAGAAUGCUCCAAUGUUCAAGCGUCUUGAUGCUAGAAUCAAGGGCAAGGGCUCAGCACUUGGAGUUGGCCGGGGUAGGGCCGUUGCAAUGCGUGCUAGAGCUCAGGCGGCUGGUCGUGGAGCUCCACCUGGUAGGGGUGUGCCACCAGUACGGAGAUGAUAGAAUUUUCUUAAUAUAAUCAAAUGCCCUUCAUUCAGAAUUUGUAGGUUAUUUAUAGCCAGUUGCCUGAGUACUUUCUUCUUAUUAAGAUCCAGGCUCUCAGUUGACUAGGAAGAAAAAAAAUGUUGUACAAGGAUAUGGAUAACUACCUUUUCUCCCUUCCAUUUGAAAGUAUAUUGCCUAGAUUUUGUCCAACCUAUGUGUCCUUGUAUGCAUGUUAUCCAGACUGCUGACUUUUUCAUUUGAAUUAACCUUUUAUCAUGUUUGUUUGGCCUUUCA
Messenger RNA from Vitis riparia (riverbank grape), 792 nucleotides. Its product is annotated as small nuclear ribonucleoprotein SmD3b-like. The record is from RefSeq and is a predicted model, not a curated record. The transcript has 5 exons. Bases 118 to 513 code for a protein of 131 amino acids. NCBI's taxonomy places the organism in Eukaryota, Viridiplantae, Streptophyta, Magnoliopsida, Vitales, Vitaceae. Gene Ontology annotation, biological process: spliceosomal snRNP assembly; RNA processing. Gene Ontology annotation, cellular component: U2 snRNP; spliceosomal tri-snRNP complex; U5 snRNP. Gene Ontology annotation, molecular function: RNA binding.